AUGUCUGCUACUGAAUCGCCCACACAGAGCCCAAGGGCUGAUGUACAAAGCCGCCAGCGCCCCAUAGCAGAGCAAGCAUGCAAGGAAUGCCGCCGGAGGAAGUCCAAGUGUGACCGAAUUGUCCCAGUGUGUGUCCUAUGUCACAAAUUUGGUCGGAGAUGUGUCUAUGAAAGGCAAACCAAAACGCCUCUGACUCGACGCUACCUGAGCGAGGUGGAAAGCGAGCUGGCCCGAACAAAAGCAUUGCUGCAGCGAUUUGUUCCGGAUGAGCAAAACUUGGAUCAUGCUCUCGCAUCAGAGUCAGGAGGACCUGAAAGAGCAGUGCUGCAUUCCCCGAGAGACUCUGAUGCACAGCAUUUUCGGAAUGCCGGGCUAGUAUCUAGCGGUCGGACUGGGUCUGCCGCGGUCACUACUCCCAAUAUCGCAUCUCAAAACUACACUCCAAGCAGGCCUCCAAAUGCGCCCAUACUGCCUUUCACGGGCCCUUCAGGGCGAGCACCAGAAAGGCAGCCACUAGGGCCCUCCGAGCCUCGCCCCCUCGGGCCAUCAGGCUUAACCUUGGAAUCUCCCCCGUCAUCCAGUAACUUUGAAUGGGAUGAACGGACGGGAAAGGCCACAGGCGAUAGGUUUGUCGACGGUAUGGCUAGUCUGACAAGUAGUUCAAAUGAAAGCGGCUAUCUAGGUAUGGCCCGGAACAAGUUUAUGAGCUACUUUUCUAACAUCGAGGUAGGCGUCGCAUCUGGAGCCGCAUUACUGCGGAUAACAGACACCCAAUCGAACAGCGAAGACUAUAAUUCAAGGCCGUACCCUGAAGGAUCAAGCCGGCAGCCUUGUAGCAUUCCGUUCUCCCUGACAUCUCUCUCCCAACUAGAACCCUUUGUGGAUGCAUACUUUUCAUUGUACCACCAAUCCUAUCCUAUAGUACACGAGGCUAAAUUCCGGGCCCAGUUCAUGGAAGUCAUUCCUCGACCCACAGGUAAUGCCUGGCAGGUCCUACUGUUUGUUUUGGCCGCAGUGGGUGCAUUCACUGCGUCAACCCAACCUACUGAUGUAGACCUUGGUCUAUUUGAAGCUGCCAAGGCACGACUUUCUAUCGAUAUGCUGGAGACGGGAAACCUGCUACUUGUACAAGCCUUGACUCUCAUCUCAAAUUAUAUGCAGAAGAGAAAUAAGCCAAACUCUGGCUAUAACUAUAUGGGACUAGCACGUCGCAUUGCAAUGGGAAUUGGUCUGCAUAAAGAAUUUCCGACCUGGGAGACCAAUCUGCUUACCAUUGAAAUGAGGCGGCGGGUGUGGUAUUGCCUGUAUAUAUUCGACGUUGGCGCCAUCAUCACCUUCUCCCGACCUCUUGAUUUCCCCGACGAUGGAAUUGAUGUUGAACUUCCUUUGAACGUACAUGACAGUGACGUCACGUCUGGAACGAAGCAAAUACCACAGCCAGCCAACGAAACUACUGUUUACACCCAUCUACGAGCACAGGCAACGUUCCAUAUGGCCUCGAGUCAGAUCUACUCCAGGAUCAUAUCAUCGCCAUUUCCAUCAGCAAAUGAGCUUAUCGAGUUGGAUGACCGACUGAUUGGACACUGGCUCGCUAGAAUUCCGCCAUUCUUCCAAGAGAACGUUGUCCAAACACCAAAGUUCCGACUCUUAGGGCGCCUGAUGGUUCGCACAGAACGAGGAGCAUCUACUGUUCAAGAGAAUGGCAUGCAAGUGGAAAUUGCAAUCCAGCGCUGCUUAGAUGCAGCGCGGGAGUCAGUACAACUUAUCUCAUCAUUCUGGGCACAGGAGCAGAAAAGCAUGAUGGCCUGCUGGUACGCACUGUAUUUUCUGUUCCAGGCAGUUCUAAUCCCAGUCAUCUGUCUACGCAACGACCCACAAUGUGCGCUUGCAACAGGCUGGCGCGAUCAAAUAACCCAGGCGAUGCAUGUGCUUGAAUCAAUGACACGGCUUAAUCCCACAGCUUCUCGUUGUCUGGGAGUUAUUCGGUCUCUGUGUGGGUCAUACUUUGAUCCUUCUGUUGAUGGUUGGGGUCCAACAGAAGAGUCGCCGCAAACGCAACUCGCAAAUCUGUACCCAUUGAUGUGGCCAACAUUGGAAAUGGCGCAAUUGGACGGCACGGAUUCCACACUGCAAGAAUCUACCAUUUUGGACUUUAUGAAUCAACUGCCGGGCUUUGAGUAG
This is a messenger RNA of Penicillium arizonense, 2181 nucleotides long. RefSeq lists its product as uncharacterized. Gene Ontology annotation, molecular function: zinc ion binding; DNA-binding transcription factor activity, RNA polymerase II-specific; RNA polymerase II cis-regulatory region sequence-specific DNA binding. Gene Ontology annotation, cellular component: nucleus. The record is from RefSeq and is a predicted model, not a curated record. The coding region runs from base 1 to 2181 and encodes 726 amino acids. Gene Ontology annotation, biological process: positive regulation of transcription from RNA polymerase II promoter by galactose; DNA-templated transcription. The transcript has 5 exons. Lineage: Eukaryota; Fungi; Ascomycota; Eurotiomycetes; Eurotiales; Aspergillaceae.